AUGAGUCAGUGCUCGUUUGCUGGCAACAGCGUACUGAGGUCAAAUUGCAAGGUCAAAGGGGCUGAAGGAACUGCUGGUCCUGGCGCUGAAGGAGUCCUGCUUUCCAUGAGGAUGGUGAAGGCGCUCGUGGUGACGACGGCGGUGGCUCUCCUGGCGGCGGUCUCCUCCGGGGGGAGCUCCAGCGGCGACCAGGUGUGGGUGCUGCCGGACACGGCGAGCAACCGGCAGCAUGCGACGUACCUGCAGAUGCUCGGCCUGGCUGCGGUGGAGGACGCCGUCCGCAUACGUGUCUACGCAGAGCACCUGGAGGAGGCGGCCCGACUACCCUACGGCUAUGGCGUGUCUUGGGAAGUGUGCAUAGGCGUCUCAGUAUCUGCCUUGUCGGCGGGGGCGCCACGAAUAGUCCAGUUCUGGGAGAUUUCGGACGUUGAUGACUUAGCGAGAGUAUGCCCAGACUCUAGGGAGAUAAUGCCGCGGUGA
Messenger RNA from Penaeus vannamei (Pacific white shrimp), 480 nucleotides. Lineage: Eukaryota; Metazoa; Arthropoda; Malacostraca; Decapoda; Penaeidae. The record is from RefSeq and is a predicted model, not a curated record.